CUUCCCGCCACUUCUGGCAUCGCAUAUCGCUAAAAUUACGCCGCUGUUGAAAUUCAGAAGUAUUUCAGUUUUGGGAAAGAAAACAAUUUAAAGUAAAGAACAUAAUGGCGCCGAUUGCAAGUCUAACAACAGGAGUGAUUGCGCGCAUCAUGCAUGGCGAGGAUGUUCCGUCACCGGUGCUUCAAAUUCUGGGCAUUAAGAGAAUCAAUACGAAUUCGGAUCAGGAACGAUAUCGCUUGCUUAUGUCAGAUGGAAAGUACUACAAUAGCUAUGCCAUGUUGGCGAGCCAACUCAAUGAAAUGCAGCACAAGGGACUGCUCAACGAGAACACAAUCGUACGUCUGGAUAAGUACAUGACCUCGAUGGUGGGCAAAGAAGGCUCUGGCAAGCGAGUCCUCAUUGUGACCGAGUUAACAGUAUUGAAUUCGGGUGAUGAGGUAAAAACAAAGAUUGGCGAGCCUGUAACUUAUGAGAAUGCAGCCAAACAAGACACUGCUCCAAAAGCAGCUCCGGUUCAAGCAAGUAUGCCCGUCAAAAAGGAGCAAUCAUACAACCAAACAAAUAACAACAACAACAACACAAUGGACAGCACACUUAAUGCAGGACUAACACAUCCCAUUAGUAGUCUUAGUCCAUAUCAGAACAAGUGGGUUAUCAAGGCUCGCGUCACUUCGAAGACCGCUAUACGCACCUGGAGUAAUGCACGUGGCGAGGGCAAGCUUUUCAGCAUGGAUUUAAUGGACGAAUCUGGUGAAAUUCGUGCCACUGCUUUUAAGGAGCAGUGCGAUAAGUUCUACGAUUUAAUCGAGGUCGACAAUGUCUACUUCUUUUCCAAAUGCCAGCUGAAACCGGCCAAUAAGCAGUAUUCUCAACUCAAAAAUGAUUAUGAGAUGACCUUCACAGGCGAGACAGUGGUGCAGUUGUGCGAGGAUGCCGAUGAUGGAGGAAUUCCCGAAAUAAAAUUUGAUUUGGUACCAAUCUCCGAAAUAGCGAGCAUGGAGAACAAGGCAUCCGUUGAUACAAUUGGCAUUUGCAAAGAUGUUGGCGAGUUGCAGGCUUUCACAUCCCGAACUACCAACAAGGAGUUCAAGAAACGCGAUCUUACGUUGGUAGAUAUGAGUAAUGCUGCUGUCACUCUGACACUAUGGGGUGACGAAGCAGUUAAUUUCGAUGGACAUGUGCAGCCAGUGAUUUUAGUCAAGGGAUCUCGCAUUAACGAAUUUAAUGGCGGCAAAAGUCUCAGUAUGGGCGGUGGAUCAAUUUUGAAAAUUAACCCAGACAUGCCAGAGGCACACAAGCUGCGCGGUUGGUUCGACAAUGGCGGUGGAGACAGUGUAAGCAACAUGGUUUCGGCACGCACCGGUGGCGGGAGCUUCAACAGCGAUUGGGUCACACUGAAGGACGCACGCAUGCGAAAUCUAGGCUCUGGUGACAAACCCGACUACUUCCAAUGUAAGGCCGUCGUUCACAUAGUUAAGCAGGAGAACGCAUUCUAUAAAGCCUGUCCCCAGACGGAAUGUAACAAGAAGGUCGUGGACGAGGGCAACGGACAGUAUCGCUGCGAGCGUUGUAAUGCUGCGUAUCCCAACUUUAAAUACCGUCUACUAGUAAAUAUGAGCAUUGGAGAUUGGACGUCGAACCGUUGGGUGACCUGCUUCAACGAGGCUGGCGAGCAAUUGCUAAAGCACACUGCUCAGGAAGUUGGCGAAGCUUUGGAGAAUGAUCCAGCUGCUGCUGAGAAAAUGUUUGCAGAUAUUAAUUUUUCAUCUUUCAUAUUUAAAUUGCGUUGCAAGAAUGAGAUGUACGGCGACAUGACUCGGAACAAGUUAUCUGUACAGUCUAUGAAUCCGAUAAAUUACAAAGAAUACAACAAGCAUUUGAUCAAAGAGCUUAAGGAUAUGACAGGCAUUGGACCUUCAAAUUAAGUUGAUCACGUGCGGUGCGCGUAAUAAGAGUAAUAUUAAUUCCAUACAUUAAGAUUAAAUAUUGAAUAAACACAUGCAUUGAAUGAAAUAAAUUAUCUAAAAUUUGUACUUGUGA
This is a messenger RNA of Drosophila innubila, 2040 nucleotides long. It is a transcript of the gene RpA-70, whose product is annotated as replication protein A 70 kDa DNA-binding subunit. Gene Ontology annotation, cellular component: nucleus. The record is from RefSeq and is a predicted model, not a curated record. The transcript is spliced from 4 exons. Gene Ontology annotation, molecular function: DNA binding. Bases 105 to 1925 code for a protein of 606 amino acids. Gene Ontology annotation, biological process: DNA recombination; DNA replication; DNA repair. Lineage: Eukaryota; Metazoa; Arthropoda; Insecta; Diptera; Drosophilidae.